Messenger RNA from Trematomus bernacchii (emerald rockcod), 3856 nucleotides. RefSeq names its product pleckstrin and Sec7 domain containing a (gene psda). Gene Ontology annotation, molecular function: guanyl-nucleotide exchange factor activity. NCBI's taxonomy places the organism in Eukaryota, Metazoa, Chordata, Actinopteri, Perciformes, Nototheniidae. Gene Ontology annotation, biological process: regulation of ARF protein signal transduction. The record is from RefSeq and is a predicted model, not a curated record.
GACUCCAGAACAGAUGCAGUCGUGGAUCACUCGCAUCAACGUGGUGGCGGCCAUGUUUUCUGCUCCUCCCUUCCCGGCGGCCAUCGGCUCUCAGAAGAGAUUCAGCCGCCCUCUACUGCCGGGGUCCAACACCAAACUCACACAGGAGGAGCAGUUGAAGUGUCACGAGGGUCGCUUCAGGUCCGUCUCGUCAGAUCUCUCAGAACUCUCCUCCGAACCCGACAGGAAGGUCAAAGGUCGCGAGAUGGACGAGCAGAAACUGAGGCAGGAGUACCUGGAGUUUGAGAAAACGCGGUACGGGACGUACUCCUUGCUGCUCCGCGCCCGGCUGGCUCACGGAGACGAGGACCUGUCGGCCUUCGAGGCGCGGCUGCUGGACGAUGGCCUGCAGAGGGCGCACUCCAGCCCCACGCUGCCGCAGGAACCACAGAAGAAGAGCCGCGGACACAAGACCUCCCGCAGCCUAAAGGGCACUUCCUCUUCUUCGUCCUCCUCCACUGACAGGAAGAAGAACGGAGGAGAGAAACCAGAGGAGGAGGCGGCGUGACGGACAGGAUGCAUUAUGGGUAGCAGACUCCUCCCACGACUUGCUUUGAUUGGCUGAGCAGCCGGUGAGGCGUUCGAGGGCCGUGGGAGACCAGGCGCUCGUUAGGAAGGAGGAGGAGCGUUUCAUUUCUCCACCAGUGAAACAUUCAGGAUCAAAAUCUGAAGAGACGUUUAAUUUCUGAUCCGCAGCUAGGGAGAGUUUCAAAAUAAAAGCUUUUAUUUCCUGUCUGAUCAUCAGCAGGGGGAGAGUUUCAAAAUAAAAGCUUUUAUUUCCUGUCUGAUCAUCAGCAGGGGGAGAGUUUCAAAAUAAAAGCUUUUAUUUCCUGUCUGAUCAUCAGCAGGGGGAGAGUUUCAAAAUAAAAGCUUUUAUUUCCUGUCUGAUCAUCAGCAGGGGGAGAGUUUCAUCGUUUUUUAUUUUCCUUAAGUUGACGGAGAAGAGCCUAAAUAUCGAAACCGACCGUAAACACUUAGUAGGUACGUGUGUGUGUGUGCGUGUGUGUGUGUGCGUGCGUGUGUGUGUGCGUGCGUGUGUGUACGUAUGUGCGUGCGUGUGCGUGCGUGUGUAAAUACUUUAUUUAUGUGUUUUCUUCUUGCUGGAACAAACAGGAAGUUCUUUAGUGACUGUAAACUACUGAGCAGAAAAUUCAUAUUUCCAACUUAAUUUAAAUUAUUUUUUGUCGAUGGAUUCAUUUGCAGAUUUUUUUCUUGGUGCUUAAAUUUAGAUAUAUCAUUAUUAUUUUGUAUUAUUGUUUAAAACUUUAUUUAUGGGGUCAUUUUCUAAAUAAAAUAACAAAAAAUGCAUGAAUGGAAAAAUAGAAAAUAAUAAAUUACAAACCCAUAAAAUAAAUAAAAUCUGGAAAUGCUAAACAACAAUAAUAUAGAACUUUUCCAUUUCUUAGUGAGACUUAAAGAUCUAUAGAGACAUUUUAUUUUGAAGGCAGCAGAUUUCCUGAAUUUAGAUAUUUUCUGCUCCGUGGUUUAGUCGCUGCUCUUCCUCUCGUCGCUGGAGUCCGUCCUCUUUCCACAUUCCUGUUGUAUCCUAAAGUUUAUGAAUUAUUAUCUUUCUUUGUUUUUGUUCAGAUGUGUUUCAUAUUUUUGUUAAAGGAAAUGAACAUUAAAUAAGGCUGGGGCUUCUGGGUAAUGAAGUUUUCUGUUGCUGCCAAUUGGAGACGACUUCAGACACUUAGUUUCAAAUAAAAAAUAACGUUAUAAGUGGGGGGUUGUGCGGAUUCAGUGUUUCUGAAAGCCUCACGAUUACUGACAGGAAGUGGUCACCAGGUGGCAGCAGAGAGAAAACUGCUCUUCUUCUUCACGGUUUUAUACAUAUUGUGUAUAAAUGUUUAAUAAUGCUGACAUUAUUUUUGAAAUGCAACUUUUUUUGAAACCCUGAUCAAUAAUCUGUGUCCCGAUCGCACUGAGGGGAAACUUGAAGAUUUAUCUUUUUGAGUUUGUUUUUUGAGUUUUUAUUGCAGGCCAUUUUGUUUUGUAAAGUUUUCCAGCUGUUUGUGAAACGCUGGAACCUGAUGCUGGAUCGACGUGUGGGUCAUCGGACUCAAAACUCUUUAAAAACUCUUUAAAACGAUGUAGAAACCAAGGUUUCAAAGGUACUGAGAGAACGGAAACUACGGAGGCUUUCGAACCAUAUUUAACGUGUUUGUUUACGCCAUGGUCCGAAGAACGUUGUCAUGUGAUCUCGCCGUGAGAGUUUCUCAACACUCCAUUUGAUAAACACUAACUUUGUUGUUCGACUUCAAGGACUUCUCCAAUAAGACCAUCUUAAAUCAGUUUUCCACGUUUGAUGUCCGACAUAAACCACAUCGGAGCUUCUUGUUUAAACUCCCGGUCGCAGACAGGAGUCAGUUCAUGGACUACAUUUCCCAUCAGGCCUUGCAACGCCUCAAGCUGAGUCCUAACGCUCCACUCACAAACACUUUACACCUUUAGCAGCAACGUUUAACUACGUGGUUAAGUUUAGAGGAACAUCAUGGUUUGGGUUAAAAUAAGUGAGUUUGUCUCGAGAACUAAGUUACGUUAGUAACCUAAGCUUUAAUCAUUAAAAGUUUGUUUCACGCGGGACAUCAGCGCUUCUCCCUAUGCAGACUUUAUAACUCUUUAAUAUCUAUGGAUGCAUUACGUGGUUAACAAACACGUAACUAGCUAUUCGUCUUGUGAUCAUGCAAGAAUUCAAAUUGUCAAAUCUGAAACUCGUCCACAUGGAAACACGAUUUUAUGGAGUUUUGGAAAAUGUACGUUUUGCUGAAACAGGAAAAUAUCCUUCUUUGUUAGAGCUUAGCAGACAGCAGGUGUUUAGAUAAGGAAAACAUCACGGUUUGGGUUCAAAUCAGUGAGCUUGUUACGAGAACUAAGUUACGUUAGUAAUCUAAAUUGGUUUGACGCGGGACGUUCACAUUUGAUCUGUUUGUGAACGCAGCAAAAACAAACGUAGUCCACCGCAGAAGAAGGGUCUGACCCGAAAGCUUUACGUGUUUAGGUUCACAAAACAUCGGUUUGGGGUUAAAAAGUGUUCGUGACGUUCAAACCGAAGUCUUAAACGAGGCGCUUGUUUUCCCGCCCGUGUGUAGGAAGAUUCAGGAAACUUAAUACCUCCAAAAUCCAACUUUCAUAGGAAGUUAUUUCCGUGUUACACAUCGAUGAUCCACUCCUUUUACUUUGGAAAACCCGCACAUUUCCCGAACACUCCUCGACUCUGAGAGAACGUUGGAGACGAGAACGGGACGUAGAGACGCUCCUCUCCGUCUCCAAUAACCUCGGGUCGUAUUUACUCCUCUAAUAUCCAGUUGUGUAUUCGGGUGUAUUGUCGCUCUGUGCAAUGUAAGCAGCAUAGGAUGAACCGUCUAAGAGUCAUGGCCGCUUCCAGCUGUGUCCGUGUUUGUAAAUAAAGUUGAAGCCAUCCUGAAGUCGGCCGGACGUUUAGCUGCUGGUUAGAUUUAAAGCAGACGUUAUUUAUUCUUUAGUUUCUGUGAAUGUUUUUUUUGUUGAUAGCUGUACAUACCGUCCACUUCCUGUGAGGCUCGUAGUGAAACACAGACUUCCUGUUUGUACCUUGUUGAAGGCUUAGAGGCAAAAAUAAAAACAUUUCAAAAACAAGAGUCCGUUUUUAUUCAAAGUCUCAGAAACAGUCGCAGCGCUUGUCUCGUUAAAUACAGAAUAUAUUCCAUCACCAAACAGAGAAUACACAGUAUUAGUAAAAACAUGUUAUCUGAAAGUAACGGAGAAGUCCUCAUUAAUUAAACAAUUCAGUCUUAUUAAUGUUUUGAAUCAAAGCUCAAAUAAAAAACACUCAAAAUGA